AUGAUAAUUUUCAAGACUGCAAAGGGAAAUCGUGUUACAUUUGUUGUCGGUGCAUGUGAAACACAGAAUGUAAAUGUUUUCGUCCUGCCAUACUUUGGGUUGGCUGAAGGGAGCUAUGUCACUGCAAAAGAUAUGUGGGCUCAGAUGGUGAAGGAAGGGCAAUUUAAUAGAGAGAAUUUCAAUUCAUUUUCUGUCUCUUGGUCAUCUCGAAAAGUAAAAUUUAAGAAGGGAAGCUCCUACAAUAGGAUAUAUACCAAGUUCUACGGUACUUCUGAAAGAGCGGCACAGAAAUUGGUUCAUGAUUCAUUAACAAGCUACAAAAAUUGGGAAGAGGAGAUUGAGAAGUGGCAAAAUCCUAUCCUUAAGGAUGAAAGACUACCAGAAUGGUAUAAAUUCACUUUGUUUAAUGAGCUCUAG
Messenger RNA from Linum trigynum, 417 nucleotides. Lineage: Eukaryota; Viridiplantae; Streptophyta; Magnoliopsida; Malpighiales; Linaceae. The record is from the annotation of a GenBank genome assembly.